Messenger RNA from Dracunculus medinensis (Guinea worm), 1125 nucleotides. NCBI's taxonomy places the organism in Eukaryota, Metazoa, Nematoda, Chromadorea, Rhabditida, Dracunculidae. The record is from the annotation of a GenBank genome assembly.
AUGAUUCGCGAGUUGGAUCCGAUAAAGCAGUCGCUAAUUGCAUCUCUUUUCACGUGGGGAGUUACUGCGCUUGGCGCAGCUGUUGUUUUUAUUAUUCCACCGUAUAGCAAGAAAUUUUUAGACAUUAGUUUGGGCUUUGCUGCUGGAGUGAUGACAGCUGCGUCGUUUUGGAGCUUGCUUGCACCAGCAAUUGAACUAUCGGAAUCGAAAAUGGGUGCACUGGCAUUCGUCCCGGUUUCGGUGGGUUUUGCUGUGGGAGCUGCUUUUGUUUAUCUUGCUGAUCGGCUUAUGCCAAAAUGCGUUUUAUCAGAGAUGGCAAUCGUAGAUUUGUUAACGGAUGAUGCUUCUAUAGCUCCUGUAGCAAUAGCCAAAAAUUCUCCCGAUUAUGAACUGAAAGAAGUUGGUUGUAAAGAUAAUAAAGUCGAAAACAGUGAAGCCACAUCUCAGUGGAAUGAACGGUAUGGAACAACCAAUAAUAACUUCCGCAUUAUCCGACGACGGUUUAGCCGUUUUAGGUCGGCCAUAAGACCUGAAACAAGCGAUAGUGGAACAAUCGGCGACUCUUGCAGGAAGCCAUCAGAAACUGCGACUUCAACGGUAUCGCUGAUGGGGUUAUCUUCAAACCAUGCAACAAACAAAGAAAAAACAGUAAUUGCAGCACUAUCUUGGCGACGCAUAGUUUUGCUCAUCAUUGCAAUCACAGUACAUAACAUUCCAGAAGGACUUGCAGUUGGCGUCGCUUUUGGUUCAAUCGGGAAAACAGCUAAGGCAACUUUUGAAUCAGCAUUUAAUUUAGCUCUUGGUAUUGGACUGCAAAAUUUCCCUGAGGGUCUUGCAGUUUCAUUGCCUUUGGCUGGCUUUGGUCAUAGCAAGUUUAAAGCAUUCUUUUAUGGUCAACUAUCAGGUAUGGUCGAACCAAUCGCUGCAUUAGCUGGUGCGACUGCUGUUUUAAAAAUGGAAUUCGUAUUACCCUACGCUUUAAGUUUUGCAGCUGGAGCUAUGAUAUAUGUUGUUGUGGAUGACAUUAUUCCUGAAGCUCAGAGAAAUGGUAAUGGGAAAUUAGCAUCGAUUGGUGCAAUAUUAGGUUUUAUAAUCAUGAUGUCACUAGACGUUGGUCUUGGAUAA